Messenger RNA from Anastrepha ludens (Mexican fruit fly), 2591 nucleotides. RefSeq names its product prolyl 4-hydroxylase subunit alpha-1. Gene Ontology annotation, molecular function: procollagen-proline 4-dioxygenase activity; L-ascorbic acid binding; protein binding. The transcript has 9 exons. The record is from RefSeq and is a predicted model, not a curated record. Gene Ontology annotation, cellular component: endoplasmic reticulum. Lineage: Eukaryota; Metazoa; Arthropoda; Insecta; Diptera; Tephritidae. Bases 864 to 2474 code for a protein of 536 amino acids. Gene Ontology annotation, biological process: peptidyl-proline hydroxylation to 4-hydroxy-L-proline.
GCGAAUGCACCACAAGCCAAAAAGCUGCUUUCAUCACACAUUUGUAUCAAGUUACGACAUUGACCCAGUAGAUGCCUAAGUGCUAUAAGUAAAUACAUACAAAAUAGGAGCGUAAGAGUUAUCUUAAGUUUGUGUAAUUAGUUCACUUCUUGUAGUUGCUCGACGCGAUACUUGAAAUGUAAUUCAAGUGUGUGGUGAAGCUGUGUCGGCUACUGACGGGUUAAAUCCGAAAUAAGAGCUAUUGCGAACAUCAUAGAAUAAUUUUAUUCUAAUUAACCGCUAUACCAUUUGAUUUCUAUCACAAGAGCAGCUUAUGAUGCACAUAUGAAUAUCUUUGCUAAUGUGUAGGAGAACUAAGCAAAUAAAAUGAAGAUGUUGAAAAAAUACGCGGCGCUAGUGAAGCGCGUCUAAGGCCUUGCUAAAAUCUCAACAUCAAUAGGCUAGUUGUGUUUCUAACGCGACACUGUCAAGUUCGUACAAAUUGAGUAGCCAGAAUAGCAAAAACUGAGACACGACCGGAGUAGCGCGCGCACACAAGCGUCAAAUUCACUAGGAAUUGUAGUGAACCAAGUGAAAAAGUGAUAAAAAAUAAAAAUAGCUGAGGCUGCAAAUUUUAUACAUAAAUGUGAUUUAUUAAGGGAAUUCUAAAAAAGAAAAUUGUCCAAAAAUAAAGAAAGUGCAGAAAACAGAAAAAUUGUAUCUUAAAAAAAUUUUUAAUUUAUAAUAUAGUAAUUAUUUGUAUUAUUAUAAUUAUUAUAAAUAAAACAUAUAAAUAAAAAAAUCCAUAGUGGCAAAAUACUUCAAUUAAAAAAAUUAAAAAAAAAACUCAUCUCCCAUUUGACCCCUUCAAUCGACUACACAAAAUGUCAAAAAUUAAAUGGAAAAUUCAACCUUAUCUGUUUAUCGUCGCUACCUGUCUCCUCUCCAGUUGUUAUGCACAAAUAGAUUACUUUUCAUCUAUUUCCGGCAUGGAAAAUCUACUAAGAACUGAGGAAUAUUUAUUGCAAAGCUUCCGGGAGUAUGUGCGAGCGAGCAAGCAUCAAUUACAGACACUUGAAAGUGAGUUGCAUCGUAUUGAAAUGGAGUAUGCACAGGCAGCGCGUAAUACUGAAAAUUAUUUGACCAACCCAGUAAAUGUUUAUCGACUGAUGAAACGCCUCACCAACGACUGGACGAUAUAUGAGGAGCGGGUGCAAGCUGAUGAUGCGGCAAAAACAUUCCUGCGACAAAUGGCUGAGUACCGAGAAACCCUAAGUUUCCCCAGCCAAGACGAUUUUGAAGCCUCGGCAGCUGCUCUGGCGCGUCUACAAGAAACGUAUCAUCUGGAUACGGAACAAAUAGCUGGAGGCUUCUUAAAUGGCGUCAAAUAUGGAACCAGCAUGACUUGGCAGGACUGUUUUGUUUUGGGCAAACAAUUAUUCUAUUUAGAGGAGUACAACCACACAAAAUUAUGGUUGAAAGAAUCCAUGCAACGCCUAAGCCGUGAGCCAUAUUACAAACAUCCACACACUUUCGAAUAUGUGGAGGAUGUGGCGAAAAGUCUACUUAAUUUAGGUGACUUGGAGACAGCACUUAAACUCUCUGAUGAUAUCCUGAGACUUGAUCCCACCCGCGAAACCGCCUCGUAUGUCAGAAAAACCAUACUCAGUCCAGUCGGCGAAAGGAAACCGUCUCUAACCACAAACCCCUCUUACUAUCAUCAAACCGAGGAAUUUGAAACGUACAAAAAAGUUUGUCGCGGUGAAAUUACACCCUCUCCAGCGCAAUUACGUCCACUCCGUUGCCGCUAUGAAAGCAAUAAUCAUCCUUAUCGCCUUAUAGCUCCUUUCAAAAUGGAGGAACAUAGCUUGGAUCCAUUGGUGUUGACAUUUCACGAUUUUAUCAGCGACACAAAGAUUGCUACCAUCAAACACAUGGCCACACCACACAUGCAACGUUCCACGGUACGCGAUGUAGUCACUAUGUCAAAGGCCACUGACUUCCGCAUCAGCAAGAACGCUUGGUUAGGCUAUCAGGAGCACACUUACAUGUUGGAUAUGUUGCGUGAUUUGCACGAUAUCACCGGCCUCGAUGUGACGCGCUGUGAAAAAUUGCAGGUAGCCAAUUACGGACUGGGCGGGCACUAUGAACCACAUUGGGACUUCUAUUUGGACUCUGAAUACAUGCAAGAGGGAUUGGGUAACCGCAUAGCCACCGCUAUUUUUUAUCUCUCGGAGGUGGAACAAGGUGGCGCUACUGCCUUUCCAUACUUGAAUACCGCCAUCAAGCCCAAAACGGGCAACGUACUUUUCUGGUACAAUUUGCAUCGGUCGCUGGAUGGAGAUUAUCGUACUAAACAUGCAGCCUGUCCGGUAUUGAAAGGAUCCAAAUGGAUCGCCAAUGUUUGGAUCAACGAUAUAACGCAACCAUUUACGCGGCCCUGCCUAUUGCAUAAUGACAAUGAAAUUUCCAAGCCGUACGCAACUGUUAAAUGAUUUUUUUUAACCAUAUAUUUAUAAUAUUUAUUAGAUAUUUUUAUUUACUGUAAAUAUAUGUAUUUAUGUAUACGAGUAUAAGUAUAAACUUUUUUUGCGAUUCUAUAUAACUUUUUA